Molecule: messenger RNA, 1515 nt
Organism: Durio zibethinus
Lineage: Eukaryota; Viridiplantae; Streptophyta; Magnoliopsida; Malvales; Malvaceae
Product: agamous-like MADS-box protein AP1
Biological process (GO): positive regulation of transcription by RNA polymerase II
Cellular component (GO): nucleus
Molecular function (GO): RNA polymerase II transcription regulatory region sequence-specific DNA binding; protein dimerization activity; DNA-binding transcription factor activity
Source: RefSeq, a predicted model, not a curated record
ACGAUCUUCUGUAUGUCAAAUUCCAAAUAGAAAAAAAGGCAAUAAUUUAACGAUCUUCGAAACAACUCUAAAAUUUAUGGCUUUUAAUUAAAAGAGAAAAGAUCUCCGCCGUCAGCGGUAACUGUGAAACAGAGGGGUUCCCGUACAGGUUUUGACGGUAGCAUCUAUAGCCUAUAAGUAAGAAGAAAGCUGUCUAAAGAGAAGAACUACGAAAAACAAAAAUUGUGGUUCCAACACCAGACAGUAACGAGUGGACAGUUAUGCUAACCAAUGGGAAGUCGACAGCACAUUCUUAAAAAACCACUCUGGUUUACCCCGAAUCCACCCACUUUCCCUAAAACCACUUUACUUUCAGGUUUUUUGUUUUUUUUUUUCCCGGAUUUCCAAUUGUGUAUAUGUGUGCAUGCUUUCUCAGACACACUUCACGAUUAGAAAACGAGAGGAAGAGAAAAUAGAAAAGAAAAAAGAAAUUCCUACUUGGGUGUUUACUUAAUCUUCCUUCUUCCUUUUUUAGUUUCAGAAUUUGGGUUUUGCUUAUUUUGGUGUUCUCUGGGGAUUUCCAUUUUUUGAAAGAAAGAAGAGAAAGGGAAGUAAAGAUAGAGAGAGAUGGGGAGAGGUAGGGUUCAGUUGAAGAGGAUAGAGAACAAGAUCAACAGGCAAGUUACUUUCUCCAAAAGGAGAGGUGGGUUGUUGAAGAAAGCUCAUGAGAUCUCUGUCUUGUGCGAUGCUGAGGUCGCUUUGAUUGUCUUCUCCCACAAAGGGAAGGUCUUUGAAUACUCCACUGAUUCCAGCAUGGACAAGAUACUUGAACGAUAUGAAAGGUAUUCUUAUGCUGAAACACGGCUUGUUGCAACUGAGUCUGAAUAUCAGGGAAACUGGUCCAUGGAGUAUAACAGACUUAAGGCUAAGGUUGAGCUCUUGCAGAAAAAUCAGAGGCACUACAUGGGAGAAGAUUUAGACUCAUUGAGUCUCAAGGAGCUGCAGAAUUUGGAGCAGCAGCUUGAUACUGCUCUUAAACACAUUAGGUCUAAAAAAAACCAGCUAAUGUACGAGUCAAUCUCUCAGCUUCAGAGAAAGGAGAGGGCAAUACAGGAGCAAAACACCAUGCUAGCAAAGCAGAUCAAGGAGAGGGAGAAGACAGUUGCGCAGCAGUCACAGUGGGCGCAGCAAAACCAUGGCCUCAACACAUCAUCCUUUCUGCUGCCAGAGCCUCAUCCCUGUCUGAAUAUUGGUUUACAUUGCAGUGGCACAUACCAGGAAGAAGCAACAGAAGUAAGGAGGAACGAGCUCGACCUUACCCUUGAACCUAUUUAUUCGUGCCAUCUCGGAUGCUUUGCUGCAUGAAAAUUGGAACAAAAAUAGCAAUGCUUGUAGCAGCUAAUUAAUUAUAAAGUUUUGGUCUGUGUAAAAAUAUGGACAUAGAUCGAUGCACUAUGGUGAAAUAGGCAUGAGAAGCAAGGAUAAAAUGUUUGAAAAUCAUGCUCUUAUAUCUGAUUAUUAUAUUUUGACUUAUUA